CAAAAAACGUAUCUAUCAAUUUCUCUCCGAAAAUUGAACCGUGCGGACGUAUCGCGCGUGCCGCGUAGAAGAUACACACAUCCCAUAGAUACAAUUUCCCUAGCUCGUAGGUGGUGUGUAUUGCAGCAGAAGCUGGCUUUUCGCUGCUGCGCUCAGCGCUCUCCCAUUCGCCGCUGCCGAUAGCAAGCGUCUCUCGCCCGAGCUGUGUGUGGAGCUGUGUGAAAAUUCAAUAAAACAAAGAGCAGAGCGCUAUUGACCAAGUGAAAAUAAGACGGAAUAAUAGAACUGCAAAAAGCAUUAAGAAACUGAGUGCCGAGUGUAGUACGUGUGUGUGCAGAAUUUGGUGUAUACCUUGAACGAGCCCAGUGCGUGUGUGUGCGUCGCGUGUCGCGGCCUAUGAGUGCGGCUCGCUAGCUUGAUUCGCAAUUAAUUAAUAUCAAUAAAAUGUGCAAGAAACACAACGACUUUGUCUGGUUUGCUACAAAAAAGUCUACUAAGCCCCAAUAACUUGGCGAGGGGGAUUGGCACAGAGGCUCUGUGGGGAGCGAGGAGAGCAGAGAGACGGGAGAGUCCCUGAGAGAGGAGGCUCACCAACACAAACAAAGCGGCAGGCGCAAUAUAACGGUGCAAACGGUGGUGGAGCCACACCACCAGCAACAACAACAAUGCUCAGAAGGCUGCGACUUUAGCUCGACUCUCCAAAUUUUUGCAUUUGCGCAGAACCCCGGCGAAUUCGCCACUUCGCCGCAGCUGCUGUGCGAGUGUGUGUGUUUGGAAACACCUUGCUCCAAUAUUUUUCCCCCGAUUUUCCCCGAUUCUGCGAUUGCGAACAGCACGACCGCACGACCAAACGGAGUCGCCGUCGUCUCAGUCUCAGUUUCGGUUCGCUUCGUGUGCUUUCUGGUGGCUGCCCUGCAGCGGAAAAUUGGACGAAAAAUCAUAGCAGCAGCACCAUAUAGCAGCAGAAGUGGCAGAAAUUCCAAAAAAGAAAAAAAAAACAAAAAGGAAUUGUAAAUUUUCCAAUGCUGGUUGGCUGCGUUUCGCACGCGAUUCCCCCUUUGGCUGCAUUUUCGUUGGAGACAACACGAAGAACGGGUAAAACCAGGAGAACGGGUAGAACGCUGAAGAAGAAGAGCAGCUCCAACAUUGUCGCCGUGCCGUCGACGCCGACGUUAGCGUCAGCGUCAGCGUUAGCGUCGCUGCAGCGCCGCAGCAUCAUCAGCUAGCCAUGAACUACAGCUACAACUACAACUAUAGCUGCAGAUACAGCAACAACAGCGACAGCCCCAACAACAACAACGAAAGCAUAGAACAGGACACGAAGCAGCAGCAGCAGCAGCAGGAGCAGCAGGAACAUCCGAUGCAGGCGGUAGCAAGGACAGCGGGCUUUAGCUCUAGCUCCAGCUCCAGCUUCACGUCCACGUCCACAUCCACAUCCACAUCCAAGACGAGAGCAGGAACAACGUCGUUAAUCUAUUUACCGCCUUUCUGCUAUCCAUGUAAGCAUGUGCCUGCGGCCGGUGCAAGGAUCCAGAGUCGAAGCCGAAGUCAGGGCCAGACGUUGGGCCACGGCAGCUGCUGUUCCGUCUGUCCGCCCGGCUGGGAACAUAAAAAUUAUGAUAAACAUGCUUCAGCGGCGACGUUGACACCGACAACAACAGCAAGAACAACAACUACGGCAGCAACCACAACAGGACCUGCAGCGGCAACAAUGUCCUCCUCCUCCUCCUUGUGGGCUGGAAAAUUCCUGCAGGCGAGUAUUCAGUUACCCGCGGCCGCAGCGGGCCAUAGCUGCACCGAUCUCCGGCAGACGUCGCAAUUAGUUAUGCCCACAAUGGCUGCUGGCGGGGAUGUGGAUGUAGUCGUUGCCGGCGGUGUCUUGGAAUGCGGCGGCAAGCGAUGCUGGCGACGUGAGCGAAUGCGGCGCGAAAGACCAAGUCAUGCGUCUGCGGCACCACCGCUGCUGGCCCAGGUGAAUCCAAUCAGCACUAGCCCAGCAUCAGUGACAACAACAACAGCAACAGAACUACUAGGAGUCACAUCUCACAACCCAGGAGCUGGAACCACCGCGCAGCACUGUUCGCAAACAACGACAACGGCCACGGCAAGGGGCACAACUGGCGCAGCAUUGCCGCAUGAUGAGGAGGAGUAUGAUGAAUGUAGGUGCUUUAACUAUAACGGUGAUAUUAGUCUGGAGCGACGACGGGGAGAGGCCGCGCAACUUUCCGGCAUUACGUGGUUGAUGUUCUUGUGGCAGCAUCUGCUGCCGGGCAAUGGAAACAAGACCCGCUCCCACACCCACACCCACUCCGACUCCAGCAGCAGCAGCAACAGCAGCUCCAUCUUCCCAGCGGCGAAAACAAGGAGUAGGAGCACCACCACCAUGACAUCGACAAAAAGCUGGCUGGGACCGCUGCUAAUGCUGCUUUUGGCCACGUCCGUCAGUGGCUGGGCAAGGCAAGAUGCGCCCACAAAUUGCACGUUUCCGGCCCGGUGGGAGGGCUCCUGGUUCCUGUCCGGCUAUCAGCAAUCCAUACACAUCAAGGGCUCACAGUUCAGCUAUCGCGGCAGGUGUGCGGCCUCCGAUGGUAACAAAUAUCUGAUUGUCGACGAGAAAGGAUGUCAUCGUUGCCUGGUUAUCUAUGAGAAGCAUAAAAAUGUGCUCCAAUAUAAAGAAAGUGAGUGCGAAGGUGAUAGUAUGUAUAUGCAUCAGUCGAACCCAUCUGCACUGGCGAUGCGUAGCUCUAAUAAACAAAGUGAUCAUAGGGGGGGAGCUCAUCCCAAUACGAACGGGCAUUCAAGACUAUCUUCAUCGGAUCAGUACAUAAUGAGAUCCAAUGACGAUAUGAAUGAUUACUUUUGCAAGGGCCGUGAGACUUUACAGAAUCUCUGCGACCAAAUCCCGGGCGAUGCCCUGCUCUACUCGCUUUUCCGGGAGAGCGCCGAGCCGGUCAAGUGUCCGCUGAAGGGACCCUUCAUCUUCACGUAUAAUCGUGGCCAUGGGGAGUGCAAGUCGCCGGUGUCCAACAUUGAGAGCUGCACCGAGGAGAGUCGCCUCCUUCUGAGCUUCCAGGCUUGUCCCGAUGUCCAGGGCACCGAGAGUACGGUCGAGGAGCUGACAUGCCUGGCGACCUGGAAGGAUGGCAACUCACGCUAUUUGGUGGGCCUGGUCUCGCACCAUCAUGCCAUUUCGAACGAGGAGCGCUAUCGCUGCUUUGUCUACGAGAAAAUCUCCUCACUGAUGGGCGGCCCCAGCGUGCUCAGCUCGAAGGAUGCCGAAUAUAAGCUGGCCCAAUCCGGCGACGCCACUUGCAAUGGCUUAGACAGUGCCGAGGUUGGCUCACGUAUCAUGUCGCUGCGAAAACCGCCGGUAGCCGAGCGCUGCGACUUCCCAGCCUGGUUCAAAGGUCCACGCCACUGGCAUGCCCUCAUGGGCAAUGCCGUCUACAAUUAUCAUUCCAACGACGGGUCCGUGCACAUUAUUAAGCCCAACGGCUACAUGGAGACACGUGCGCUGUGCGAGCAGAUAAAUAAACAGACCUCGACCGAAAUGAUGGCCGUGGUGCACUACACGACCGGGUGCCAAUCGGGAUUCAUGUGCAUGAUGUUCUACCGCCGGGACACGUUUGUCAUCGAGAUACAGACGGGCAAGCCGGCCAUUCGCCUGGAGGACGCCUGUGCACCGGAUCACUUUGACAUUAAUAAGAUGUCCUACAUUACCUUGCUGGCGAGCAAUCCUGACCUGGCCAUGUGUCCUAUGGAGGGCAUCUAUACGCUGCGCGGCGCCAUCGGGCCGCCGUAUCUGGCCACGCGCCACAAGCGCAAUCACAACGGCAAGUCCCAUUUGGGCCAUGGACAUCAUCACCACGAGAGCCCUGACUCGGGCAGUUUCGGUCAUAAAGGACACAGCUCGCUGAGUUUCCGGAAUGCGGAGCGUAUGGAGCGCGGCUCGUGGCAUGCCAAUACUCGAGGCCUGCCAGUUCGCAGCCGACGUGAUGCGCCCAAGGAUCCGCAGGCGGAGGAGCAGCAGCAGGCCUUGGUCCUGGAAAAGACCAAUAGCAGUGAUACGAGCGUGGGCUUUGUGGCCACGAGGAAUCGACGGGAUGUACCCGGCUGUGUGCCCAACUACAAUGCCCAGCGUCAGCUCUGGAUAGGAUGUACCGCGGAGAACUUGAUCGAUGUCAGUCCGCUGUGCAGCGUGGACGGAGAAGAGGAAUACUCCUGUCAUGGGUCCUGGAGCGAAAACAGCACCUUUUACGUGAUUGCUCGCCACAAGGGCAGCAAGCACGGCGUGUGUCUGACCUAUCGACCCACGGAGGGAACUGCUGCCAAGCUGGUUGUGGGCGACGCCUGCUAUAGGGGCACACAGAAGCCGCCCGAGCAUCACUUGGUGGCCAAUCUAUCCGUUUUGGGCAAAUGUGGCGAGACUGGCAUGAGUGCCGCCCAGACUCACAGAAUGUCCGAUUGUCUGCUCCUAAUGGCGAUAUUGGCCACAUGGCUACACCUGCACAGCUGAGGGACGACGGGCAGGACGAGCAUCAGCUUCGAGCGUGACAAGCCAAAGCGCAAUCACUAAUUCCCGAAAGAAACCAAAUCCCAUUAUGAUCAUGUAUACAAGACACAUCACAAGACUUAUUGUAUAUUUCGUGUAGUAUGUGUAAGGCGUAAUCGAACCUCUUCGCAAGGGUUUGGCUGUAUAUAAUGUAUUGUUUUUUUUCUUAUUACUGCUACACACUUUUGUUUAGUUCUAAGUGCUUUAAAAAUAAACAAGAUUCGAUAUAAA
This is a messenger RNA of Drosophila kikkawai, 4783 nucleotides long. It is a transcript of the gene aus, whose product is annotated as argus. NCBI's taxonomy places the organism in Eukaryota, Metazoa, Arthropoda, Insecta, Diptera, Drosophilidae. The record is from RefSeq and is a predicted model, not a curated record. Gene Ontology annotation, biological process: autophagosome-lysosome fusion.